GCUCUCGAGGAAGGGUGCCGGCUCUCAUCGUUCAGUUCAUAGAGCCGGCUCUUUGUACCGGCUCGUUCGCGACCGACACAUCACGAUCAUUUUCCACGCCCGCUUUUACACGACACAAGCGUUGAAGCUCUGUGUCAUUUUUCCCCACCGCUACCUGUGAAACGCACUUUUCUUCGAAAUCCACUGUCGACAUAACAGUUUUCUGGAAAUGAUCUCCGAGCUGUCCAACCCCUCUGUGUGUAUGAGGGACCCGCAGAGAGUCCAAGAGAUCCUCCAAUGCAUGCUGAAAGCGGGUUCAAACACGUUACAGGUCAUCUCAGACUUUGACAUGACUCUCACGAGAUUUGCGUUUAAUGGUAAAAGAUGUCCCACUUGUCACAAUAUUCUCGACAACAGCAAGCUAAUCUCUCAAGAAUGCAAGGGAAAGUUGAAAGAUCUGUUGAACACUUACUACCCCAUUGAGAUCGACUCGUCGCGCUCCAUCGCUGAGAAGCUGCCGCUCAUGGUGGAGUGGUGGACCAAAGCGCACGAGCUGCUGGUGCAGCAGAAGAUCAGGAAGGACCUGCUGGCCACGGUGGUGCGAGAGUCUGACGCCAAGCUCAGGGAGGGCUACCAGCUGUUCUUUUCACACCUGCACCAGCACAGCAUCCCUCUGCUCAUCUUCUCGGCUGGCAUCGGAGACAUCCUGGAGGAGGUCAUCCACCAGGCAGGAGUCUUCCACCCCAACGUCAAGGUCUUCUCCAACUACAUGGACUUUGACCAGGCCGGGGUGUUGAGGGCCUUCAAGGGCGAGCUGAUCCACAUCUACAAUAAACGGGAGGGCGCCCUGCUCAACACGGGACACUUCCAGGAGCUGCGAGCCCGACCCAACGUGCUCCUGCUGGGAGACUCUCUGGGCGACCUGACCAUGGCCGACGGCGUGCAUGACAUGGAGAACGUCCUCAAGAUUGGCUUCCUCAUUGACAAGGUGGAGGAGAGGAAGCAGUCGUACUUGGAUUCUUACGACAUUGUGCUGGUGAAGGACGAGACCCUGGAUGUGGCCAACGCCGUGCUGCUCUACCUCACGGGAAACAAGUAACCCGCUUUUGAUUGCGGGAGACACCGGACACUCCCAAUGGACUCUCCCUGUUGUUUUCACUUCAGUCCUCCUGUUUGCAUUAUACUUUCCGUUUGUUGACACGGGAUACAUACGCGCUUGAGCAUGGUGCCACGUGCAGAACAUGUCGCUUUUUAAAGAUGCCUCUUCUAUUCUUUUCCAUGUAAGUCAGUCCUUACAUGAAUGUGAUGUCAUUUUGUCACCUAUGUUUAAAAGGACACUUGGAGAAAA
Molecule: messenger RNA, 1327 nt
Organism: Hippocampus comes (tiger tail seahorse)
Lineage: Eukaryota; Metazoa; Chordata; Actinopteri; Syngnathiformes; Syngnathidae
Product: cytosolic 5'-nucleotidase 3
Exons: 9
Coding region: 209-1078 (289 amino acids)
Cellular component (GO): cytoplasm
Molecular function (GO): 5'-nucleotidase activity; magnesium ion binding
Source: RefSeq, a predicted model, not a curated record